AUGGUCGCCCACCUUCCUCCCGCAAUCAAGCAGCUCUUGACCCUCCGCAACCCGCGUUCUCUGCCCGGCCCUCCCGUCGCCAAGCUCAACGAGGUCCUCACCAGGACGUUUAACGAUGCCCAGCAGAGGAAGGCCGAGAAAGGUUGGCUUACCCUCACGACAUGCACGCUCUUGACGGCAAACGUUCCGCCGUCCGUAGGUCAUCUCUACCGUUUCACUACCAGAGAUGAUCCCAGCAAACCGGAGUCAAGGCGGAGCUACUCGGAGGCACUCCAGAAGGCCGCCUGGAUGCGCGAGGCCGCAAUGAAGAGCAGCAUUUUUGUCGGCGUGCCGCGGACCAUAUUGUCCUUCGCCGGCAUGUUUGACGCGUUUGAAGACGACGUGAAGAAAGGCUUGCGGAAGGAGAUCGCGACCCCGGAGAACGUCGAGGCUAUCAAGGCGCGGGGACAAGCUUUGUGGGACUCUAUCUACGAGCCGCAUGCGGUGAAGCUCUAUAACAAAUUAGGCGGAUAUCACCCCGAUUUCAUAGCGUUCAUCAUUCAAGCCUACGGCGCCGUGCUCUCCCCAUUGCCAGGAGGUGACAGCGAGCAGGGUAACCUCAGCCGCGCGCUAGGUUCCGUAGUCGGGACCGCCUGUCUUCGCGCCGAAGGCGGAGUCGGACCACAGCUCGUAAGCCAUGUCUUCGGCCUUCUCAAAGCCCGGAAUGUGGUGGGUCUGAGCGAAGAGGACUACUGGCUUGCCACCGAUGAAGGCACAGAGUGGGUCAUUCGCACUGUCGACACCCUCAUCGAUGUCGUUAGGCCCGAGGGAUUUGGCCUCGGGGCCAAGUUGUAA
Laetiporus sulphureus 93-53 is the source of this 834-nucleotide messenger RNA. RefSeq lists its product as uncharacterized. The transcript is spliced from 5 exons. The record is from RefSeq and is a predicted model, not a curated record. Bases 1 to 834 code for a protein of 277 amino acids. NCBI's taxonomy places the organism in Eukaryota, Fungi, Basidiomycota, Agaricomycetes, Polyporales, Laetiporaceae.